This is a messenger RNA of Zingiber officinale, 943 nucleotides long. RefSeq names its product box C/D snoRNA protein 1-like. The record is from RefSeq and is a predicted model, not a curated record. Lineage: Eukaryota; Viridiplantae; Streptophyta; Magnoliopsida; Zingiberales; Zingiberaceae. Gene Ontology annotation, biological process: maturation of LSU-rRNA from tricistronic rRNA transcript (SSU-rRNA, 5.8S rRNA, LSU-rRNA); box C/D snoRNP assembly; snoRNA localization. Gene Ontology annotation, cellular component: nucleus; pre-snoRNP complex. The coding region runs from base 247 to 765 and encodes 172 amino acids. The transcript has 4 exons.
GCUGGCGCACGUCGACGGAACCUCCGCGGGCUGCAACGGAGUCGGAGUUGGCGUCCACGUUGAACCGAAGGUUGGGGAGGACAUGGGGAAGGAGGGCGGAGGGGCAGAAGUCGAGGAGCGUAACAAGGGAGGAGACUGCAGGCCAGAUCUGGAAGGAGAGUCCCUGUGAGCGGAUCUGGCAGACAAGCACCGUGGAUUGGAUGGAGCUCAAAUGGUAGCGCCACUCGCCGCUCGCCUCCCCACCAAAUGCCGCAGCCUCGUCGUCGCAGUUUUGGUCCAUCCUCUGAAGAACAAAACCCUUCUCUUCGACUUACGCUAACGACAUGGCCGGUUCAGAACCCGUGGAAGUACCGUUGCCCCGGUUGCUCUCUCCUUACCUGUAGCUUACCCUGUGUCAAGUCACACAAGCAGCGAACCAGCUGCACAGGAAAGCGGAACCGGACCGACUUCGUCCCCCUUUCCCAGUUCGAUGACAGUCUCCUCCUCUCCGAUUACAGCUUGUUGGAGGAGACGAAGAGGCUGGUGGAAUCGGCUCAUCAGGCGAUUUCUGGGUUCGGUAGCAACAUCAGGUUUCAGCUUCCGAUGAGGCUGCACAUGCUCCGGAAUGCCGCUAAUCGUCGGAGGACUCGGCUUUUGGUCCUUCCACAGGGCAUGUCCAUGAGACGGAACAACCAGUCUCGCUACUACAGGAGGAACAAUUGUAUAUAUUGGACUGUGGAGUGGAGGUUCAGUUCAACAGAUAUUAUUUUAAUGGACCAUGAGUAAGUUUCUAAAUGCAAUAGUUGCUGUUUCAUGGAAAGAGGCUUGAUUUUACUACAUAUCUUUGCCAUUAUAUGUGUAAAUUGUUGUUGCUAAUAAUUUUGAAUGGUUGCUGUGGUUGGAAACUUCAGCCUUUUGUUUCGUUGUACUUAAAUCAGAAACUUGAAGUGUAAUGCUUCUUUUC